CCGAAACAGGACACCUUACCUGAUCCCAAUCACGACCUCCAGUUCAACUCCCCAAGACCGAUUAUCCAUCCUUCCUGCUCCCCCGUGCUGCAACGUCGAGCAGCUAAGCACCAACCAGAACCCGACCUAAACGUCAUCGUUAGCCGACAAGGCACCAUCUAGUCAGCAACCGUGAGGUAGCUCAAGCCUAGCUCAUUACAUAGCAUGGCGAGCAGCUCGGAAACUCCAACCUACAACAAAAAGUCGCCGACGAUAAAGCGGAUUCUGCGCGAAGCCGCCGAAUUAGCGAACUCGCCGUCGCCGGACUACUUUGCGGCACCGCUCGAGAACAACCUGUUCGAAUGGCACUUCACGAUGCGCGGGCCGCCGGAGUCCCCCUACGCGAACGGGAUCUACCACGGCCGGAUAAACCUGCCCUCCGCCUACCCCAUGCGCCCCCCGUCGUUUAGGUUCCUCUCGCCCAGCGGACGCUUCGAGGUCAACCGUGAGAUCUGUCUGAGCAUCUCGGACCACCAUGAGGAUACGUGGCUGCCGGCGUGGGGGGUGCGGACGGCGGUGGUCGCGCUACGUGGGUUCAUGGAGAGUGAGCCUCAAGGACAGGUCGGUGCGCUGGAGUGCAGUGACGACCAGCGGAGGAAGAUUGCCGAGACGAGCGGGGAGUGGAAGUGUGAGACGUGCGGAAAGAGCAGUGUCGAGAUCCUGAAGGAGAGCGAAGCGGCGGCCAAGGAAAUGGGAUUGGAUGCGAAGGUGGAGGAAGAAACUCCAGCUGAGCUCAAGAUCGGUUUCAAGGUCAAGAAGGAGGAGGGUGAAGGGGCUCAGGGCGGCACAAACGGCGAUGGGCCGGCGGCAGAUGCAACUCCUACCCCAACCCAGCCGGCGGUGCCACAGCAGCAGCCGUCGCAGCCACAGCCACAGCCGCAACCACAACCGCAACCGCAACAAGCCCCACCACCUAUGAACGGACAUCUUCCGCCCGGCAGAGAGCAGAACGGAGUACCCGCACACCUGCAAGGAGCAUUACCGCCAUAUCUAGAUCCGCGCUUUGCACCCCCGCUGCAGCAGCAAGCACGUGAAGAGACAUUCUGGCUGGACCGGAUCAUUUUUGCGUUGGUCGUGCUGUUGACUGCAAUCCUCCUUAAGAGGUUCCUGGGUUUGCCGAGUGUAUACUAGAUGAACCAUCUUCCUGUUUAAUUGCUUCUGUCUUUUUGUUCUGGGUUGGUUUUCGAUGCUUCGGCGUUUGAGUCGGUCUACUCUAAAUUUGAACAUCUGGUUUGUGUUAUUGGGAAUUGUUUGCACCGCUUGAUUGUUAUUGCAUGUACCCGGGGCAGUGUGAGUGGUCUCGCACGAUAGGGACUGGAUCGAGGGCUAGUAUUCAUCCAGGUCCCACUUAACUACCUGCGGGGCAUCGUCUCCAUUUGAAAUCAACUUACCAGGUUGCUGAUUAGUAAUUCAUCCAUCACUCGCAGCACUGUACAUUGUACAGGUAUGUAACUGUGAAG
Tricharina praecox is the source of this 1499-nucleotide messenger RNA. Its product is annotated as ubiquitin-conjugating enzyme/RWD-like protein. Bases 205 to 1170 code for a protein of 321 amino acids. The record is from RefSeq and is a predicted model, not a curated record. Lineage: Eukaryota; Fungi; Ascomycota; Pezizomycetes; Pezizales; Pyronemataceae. The transcript is spliced from 2 exons.